CACGAACGAAACAUCCCGGAUCCAAUUGUGCUUGCCGGCAUCCACACCAAGGACAAGCAGAUUGCUGGUAGCCAAAAUGGUCUUUAUUCUCGGCAUCAACUUCCCCGAGCGACAGCUCGUCAAGCAAGCUCUCCAAUCCUUCUUCGGCAUUGGCCCGCUGACAUGCAACAAAAUCAUGGCCCGCUUCUACGUGCACGAGACGGCGAAAAUCGGCGAUCUGGCAAACAAGCAGGUCCUCAGCUUGACAGCGGCACUUUCGGAAAUGAAGAUUGAAAACGACCUGAGACGGCAGAUCUUGGAUGACAUUCGACGCUUGAGGGAUACUGGCACGACUAGGGGUAGACGGCAUGCGCUCGGCUUGCCGGUUCGCGGACAGAAUACGAGGUCACAGAUCAAAACGGCGAUCAAACUCAACAAGUUGGACCGAAGACUUGGACUCAAGGGGCCCAGGUAGCGAGCCGUAUGGUGUUUCUCUCUUUUCAUUUGGAUAUAUUGUAUGUUACCUGGGUCUUGCAAAUGGCGUUUAUUUUUGUACUGUAUACUACAACAUAGACUUGGGAAUGUAAAAGAAAUUAUUUUCUGGUAAUUAAUGAUAUCUUUCUAUGUAUCUAGAGGCAUUUGUGAAGUAAACAGAUGGCAACGAGCGCUUUCGCGAACAACGCAAUAGAUAAAAUCUUUUAAAAGCAAAUAUGCAACACGUAAAAUUUCCAUCCUCAUUUCCCAGUCCUUUUCUUAACAACCACCAUGCAAGAAAACUAUCUAGCACUGUCUUCGUUCGGCAUAACCCCUUCUCCCCUAUUAAUCUGUAUCAUCUUAUCCUCCCCACCACUG
Molecule: messenger RNA, 831 nt
Organism: Blastomyces gilchristii SLH14081
Lineage: Eukaryota; Fungi; Ascomycota; Eurotiomycetes; Onygenales; Ajellomycetaceae
Product: putative mitochondrial 37S ribosomal protein SWS2
Exons: 4
Coding region: 77-454 (125 amino acids)
Biological process (GO): translation
Cellular component (GO): small ribosomal subunit; mitochondrion; ribosome
Molecular function (GO): structural constituent of ribosome; RNA binding
Source: RefSeq, a predicted model, not a curated record